AUGGGAUUCGAACCAUGGCGCGCCCUUCCUGGCAAGGGGGUCUUGCUCUUGCUCAACAUAGUCAGCGCCAUCGCCCUGAUCUACGAAGGAUACAACCAAGGUGUUUACGGCGCAGUCUCUGGCACUCCUGGUUUCAUCGCCAUGUCCGACAUUGGCGAGGGUGAGACGGUUACCAAAACCACCAAGCAGGGUGGUCUUGCCGCGGCGUACUAUUUCGGAUCCAUUUUUGGUGCCUUUAUCGGCGGAUGGCUUGGAGACAAGGUUGGAAGAAAGAGGGCGGCCUUCAUCGGAGCUAUUCUCUCGCUGGUGGGAUCGGCCAUGCAAUGUGGCUCGGUCAAUGACAACAUGUUCAUCUGCGCCCGAGUCAUCUCUGGUCUCGGGAUCGGUUUCAUCAAUAACAUCAUUCUUUCGUGGGUGUCGGAACUGACUCAAGCCCACGACCGCGGGUCGACUUUCUCUCUGGUCUUUGUGUCCAACUUUCUCGGCAUCUUCCUCGCCAACUGGAUCAACUUCGGCAUCCGCAACGACGGCUCUGCGUUCAGAUGGCGCUUCCCGCUGGGAUUCAUGUGUAUUCCCAUGCUGUUGGUGACACUGGCCAUUCCCUUCGUCCCAGAAUCUCCAAGAUGGCUAAUGGCAAAUGGCCGCAAAGCCGAAGCGGUCGACAUCCUCUGCAAAAUCCGCGGCGACAAGGCUGCAUCGGACCCCGAGAUCGCGAGAGAAGUGGAACUGCUCAACGCCGUCGUCGAGGCGUCGUACCACAAGCGAAACAACUACGUGAACAUUGCUCUUGGAGGUCGCUAUUCCGGCAAGCUCCACCUCGGCCGUCGCGCCGUUCUUGGAUUCGCUCUUCAGCAGAUCCAGCAGUGGACUGGCAUCCUGGUCAUGGUGUCCUGGGCGACGAAGCUCUUUGAGCUGGCCGGGUUCGACGGGUACAAGGCGUCGUGGAUGUCCGGCCUUCUCAACACCUUUGGCGUCAUCGGCACCGCUGCGGCGUCGCUCGUCAUCGACCGCAUCGGCCGGAGGAUGUGUCUGCAAAUCUCCUUCCUGAUCCAGGGCGUGUCGCUGUUCCUCGUGGCGGCGCUCAUCAAGACAUCGCAGGACCGAGUCACGUCGGACCCGUCGCAGUCCCAGGCUCUGGGCACCGCCGCGUCCUCCUUCACCUUCACGUUUGUCUUCUUCUUCACCAUGUUCAACAUCGUGCCGUGCUGGAUCUACGGCACCGAGAUCUGGCCCCAGGAGGUCCGCGCCAAGGGCUACUCGUUCACCAUCCUGGGCUGGGCCAUCGGCUGCGGCGUGACGACCUUCGUCAUCCCCAUCAUGCUCGACAACAUCGGGUGGUGGUCGUUCAUCUUCUUCGGCGGCAUGAACUUUCUGGUCAUGCCCAUCAUCCACUUCUUCUACCCGGAGACGGCGGGCCGUUCGCUCGAGGAAGUCGACCUCCUCUUCGCCAGCGACUCGCUUCUCGUCAGCAAGAACAUGGCCGAGUACAACCGCCGUGUCGCCGAGGCCGGUGGCAACAUCGCCGUCGCCGCAAGGAGGCUCCUCGACGAGGUCGAUGGCGAGGACAGCCUGGAUCCGAGACGAGUUUCCCUUUCCCAUGCCACCCUCGAGCAAGGUCGCGGCAAGACCGAAUCUGAGAACGAUCAUCUCGAGUCGUCCGUUGAAAAGUCGUCGUUCUAG
Molecule: messenger RNA, 1680 nt
Organism: Exophiala spinifera
Lineage: Eukaryota; Fungi; Ascomycota; Eurotiomycetes; Chaetothyriales; Herpotrichiellaceae
Exons: 2
Coding region: 1-1680 (559 amino acids)
Biological process (GO): transmembrane transport; carbohydrate transport
Cellular component (GO): membrane
Molecular function (GO): carbohydrate:proton symporter activity
Source: RefSeq, a predicted model, not a curated record